AUCUCCCCUCAUCUAACCAAGAUCACUACGACCACGAUCUAAACUUCCUGAAGCGCUGUAUCUUCUCUUCCUCGAACACCCAUCCACGUAACGACAUCGCCCAUAGACACUGCAAUGUCUGAAGAUUCCGAAACACUGUAUCACGGAGUAGGAGACACGACUCCCCUACCUACCCAGAGCGAAGGACAGCUUAAGUCCGAUGAUCUACCUCCCCGACGACCACACCAUAUCACGCGCGAUAUGGCAGUCGACAGAACGUCAGUAAACUCCACGCUGAUUUCCGACUCGCACAAGUCCUUCAAAAAUCGGGGCUCGAAUCAAUUCAUCGUUCGGGUUAGCAAGGAUGAGAGGCUUCGACUUGCACAACUGGACAUAAAGGACAGGCUCAAUAAAGUGGACAGCGGUCUGCGUGUAUUGAAGGCAAGGUUGAAAACCAAGGAAGAGAAAUUGGCAUCGCGUUACGACAUGCCAAAGAACAUCAUGACUGCAGAGGAAAAGCUGAAGGUCAAGAUUGAGAAGGCAAAGGAGGAAUUGAGCGCUAAGGAGGAUCUAGCUGCGGCGCGACGUACAAAGAAGCAUGACAUGCGCGACGAGCGGGCCAAGAAGCAAAAGGUAGACUAUCAGCAGCGAGAGGCAAAACGACGAGAGCAAGCAAAGACGGACAUUGGUGCAGAGAUGGCAAGUGCCGGAGCUGCGAUGGCGACUUCUUGUGAGGGUGACUUCGACAUCGAUGUUUACGAUAACUAAGAUACGUGCAAAGAAUGCAGCAUUGCUUCUUUACAUAUUGGCUAGUGACUUACGGCGCUAUGGGCGGUGAGACUUUGAGACUGUUGCAUACUUACGUUCCGCGACGGAAAGUUGCGUCGUUCAGACCCACUGCCAAAAGUAUAUCGCGCCGUUGCGACAGAACGUUGAUAACCACAGUUGUAUGGGCUCUUGACGCUUUCGAUGUGACCUCAUACAGACUGCGCCUUUCUUUGAGCAUGUCAGGUGUGUAAGAAAAAGAUGCUCAGAGUGAAGUGAUGCUGGCUGGAGACGGGUGAAGAAUGCGCUAGCUCAAAUUACACUAGCC
Messenger RNA from Alternaria alternata, 1072 nucleotides. RefSeq lists its product as hypothetical. The coding region runs from base 115 to 747 and encodes 210 amino acids. The transcript has a single exon. NCBI's taxonomy places the organism in Eukaryota, Fungi, Ascomycota, Dothideomycetes, Pleosporales, Pleosporaceae. The record is from RefSeq and is a predicted model, not a curated record.